CUCAUUUCUAGUCUCAACCAGUGUUGCCAGAUUAGGCGGUUACCCGCCGAAUUGGGCUACUUGGGAUGGCCGUCUGUGGGGGAAAACGGAAAAAAAUGGCCAUUUGGUGAUUUUUUUUUCCUGCAGUUUUGUGCCCAUAGAAAGAAGUGCAAUUUGUUGAAAUUUAGGUGGAAUUUAGCACAUUUUGGCAGUUUUUGAGAACCUUUUGGGCGGGAUUUGAUCUGGCAACACUGGUCUGGACUGGUCUCAUUUCUUGCCCCACUCAUUUCUAACAUUGCCACUGUGAUGGAGCUUUUCAACGUCUCCGACACAACAAGCAACUCUUCUAUGGCUCACCACGUCGGCAGUGGCAUGAUGGCCUUGUGUUUCUGCCUCGGCGUCCCUGGAAACAUAGUGGUCAUGGUCGUGAUACUGCGAAGCUUCAAGGAGGACAACUUCGCCCUUCGCCUGAUGCUCAACCUGGCGCUGUCGGAUGUCUUGUGCCUCAGCACCGUCCCCGUGUGGAUCUACGAGAUCUUGCAUGGAUGGGCGUUUUCCAGGGACUUGUGCAUGGCCGUCAAUUACAUCGUCUUCUCCUGCCUGUUUGCCAGUGUGCUGACCGUCUCUCUGAUGAGCCUCCACAGGUACCUGCUGGUGCUGCACAGGAGACACUGGGAGAGGCUGGGCAGGAGGGGAGAGCGGGCUCUUAUGCUGGGCCUUUGGCUGUACGCUCUUGUCUUGGCCGCUCCAGAUGUGGCCUUGUUUGACAUAGUGAAGUAUAACUCCAGGCAGGUCUGUGUGCAGGUCACUGAGUCUCAUGGUGAGAAGGUGAUUGUGUUGACGUGUGAGACCUUGCUAGGAUUCGCGGUUCCCUUUGGCGUCAUUGUGGUGUCCUAUUACCACCUGCACAACCAGGUCAUCCAGAGCGUCUACUUCAGAAGCCCCAAACUGACGAGGACGGUCACUUUGAUCGUUGUGACGUUCGUCGUGUCGUGGGCACCACUUCAAGUCAUGAACAUUCUGGAGAUCUCAUCUCCCCAGACCUACACUGGUGGCAAACAGAGAUAUGUCUACAUGACACAGAGGGUGGUUGGCAUCAGCCUUGUUUUCCUCAACUCCUGUCUGAACCCAUUCUUGUAUGCCAUGGGGUUCCAAGGCCUGUGUGGAGGACAAUGUAGAAUACAGAGCAAGGAGGGGACCUUGUCGGGUGAGGCUGAUGAUUAA
Molecule: messenger RNA, 1203 nt
Organism: Engraulis encrasicolus (European anchovy)
Lineage: Eukaryota; Metazoa; Chordata; Actinopteri; Clupeiformes; Engraulidae
Product: leukotriene B4 receptor 1-like
Exons: 1
Coding region: 286-1203 (305 amino acids)
Biological process (GO): neuropeptide signaling pathway
Cellular component (GO): plasma membrane
Molecular function (GO): G protein-coupled peptide receptor activity
Source: RefSeq, a predicted model, not a curated record